Molecule: messenger RNA, 3741 nt
Organism: Paralichthys olivaceus (Japanese flounder)
Lineage: Eukaryota; Metazoa; Chordata; Actinopteri; Pleuronectiformes; Paralichthyidae
Source: RefSeq, a predicted model, not a curated record
AUGGCGUCAAGCUCUCAGCCCGGCAUGUUGACGUGGAUCAGCGGAGCUCUGCCUCAACCUGCAGCCUCACCGAAAGUGAGCCGGGACAGCACCCCCGCGACCUCUGCCACGGAGGAAAACACAACAGCCAGGAAAGGGAUGUUGGCCUGGUUCGCUCAGGGUUUGGAGAAAGUUGUUCCUCAGCCUGAUUUCAAGAACAAAGAGUUGGCAGCAGCCGCUGAGGUGCAGCAGGCAGCAGCUGCUCCAGCAGAGCUUCAGGUUAAUGUGCAACGAGACGGAGACGCCACAACUGAUAACAAGCCUUUCCCACCCAGGAUGAUGGACUGGAUAAAACACGGUAUAGAGAAGAUGGUUCCUCAGCCAGAGAGCGAUGUUCACCCAAAGACGGAAAGCAACGACAAGACUGAAGCUCCGGCUUCCACUGAAGCUAAAGCUCCACCUCCAGAACCACCACCUCCCCCGAAACCAGCAGCUGACACUGAGAGGUCGUCCAGAGAAGCAGAGCAGCAGCCUAAUAUGAUGGGCAGGAUCUUCAAUGGCAUCGGUCGCAUGUUUCCUCAACCUGUACAGAAGCAGGACACAAGCUGUGAAGUGCAGAACAUUAGCAUCGUGCAGCAGAGGACAGACCUGGUGCUGGAGGACGUAGAACAAGACGAGGACGCAGAGACAAAGAACAAAGAGAAGAAGAAGAAAGAGGAUCCAGAGAAGCAGGUGGAUCAACAAACUUCCAGCAUCAAGAAGGAGGAAGGAGAAGCAGUUCUCGCUCAGAUGGAUGAACGAGUGCAGCAGGAGCGUCUGGAGGCGGCCCGUGUCGCAGAGGACAUGGCCAGGAAGGCAGCGGAGGAGGCAGUCCGCCAGCUGGAGGUGGAGCAUUCAGCUAAGAUCGUGAUAGAAACACUGCCAGAGUCCAUCGAGCAACUGCCCAACAUCCUGGAGGAGGAAAAUGAGGAAGACCCUGAGUUGCAGAACCUGCAGGAGGACAGUGACGACAGCAUAAACAAUAGGAGUCCGGUGGAAAUUAAAGUAAAGGAGGAAUUUAUCAGAGGCACUGCUGAGGAAGAAAAAAAACCUGAUGAGUGCACGCUCGUCUGUCCAGCUCAAGAUGAUACAGAGGCUACGACAGAUGUGGAACCAGCGUCGGAGAGGAGAGACCUGGAGAGUCCCGUCUCACAGCCAGUCACCCAGCAGCCACAAGCUCCACAGGGCAGUGAAGCAGCGGCAGCAGCAGCAGAUGAAGGUGGAUGUGGAGCUCCUGACCUUUGCUCUCCAGUACAGAGCUUUCUGCUUCGAAUCCCUCGCGCUGCCGAGUGUCUGACGAGCUGCAGGAAGCUGAUGCAUGACAAUUACCUCAUCCCUCCUAAGCUAACCAUGCCGACCCCGCCGCCGGAGCUCGCCCAGCUGACCCAGGAGCUGUCGCAAUUCCGCAAGCAGGCGCAACAGUUCAUCGUGGAGGAUGUGGAUCAGGAUGUGAGCCUGGGAAAAGGCCUGAACUUCCCUUAUAUUAUCACAACCCCAGAACCAGAGUCCGCUGCUCUGAGUGUCCCUGACGUGCCGCUGUCCAAACUCAGUUAUGCAGAUGAGAAUGAUGAUGAACUGACGAGGACUCAUCUCAGGACUUGGCCCAAUCAGGGAGACCUACUGACUGCAGAUGACGAGAUGCGUCCUCUGUCAGCUGCCAGCGUCGGCAGUGUCGUGGUCCAGGAUCGUCUGAGCGAGCUCGUCAAGCUGUUCAGAGGUCGAACUGAGCGUCAGAGAGACCGGCUGGUGGACCCGGACGAGUCGGAGGGAGAAAGUCCAACAGCCUCCCCGAGCAAAGCUCCACCUCCCCCUCCUCCAGCAGAGGAGAAGAAGGAAGAAGCUGCAGCAGAAAAAGAUGAAGAAGAAGAAGAGGAAGAAGCAGAGUUCCAGUUUGAACUUCUGGGACUCCCAGUAAAAAUUCCCAAACUGCUCAAACUUCCCCCGAUGCCCGACUGGCUCCGAGCCAUCCUGGAGUAUCGCUUCCCCUCCAGCAUUGACCCGUUCACCGACCUGAUCUAUGUGAUCUGGCUGUUCUUCGUGGUGGCAGCGUGGAACUGGAACGUGUGGCUGAUCCCGGUCCGCUGGGCGUUCCCCUACCAAACCCCCGAGAACAUCCACCUGUGGCUGCUGGCCGACUACACCUGCGACUUCAUCUACAUCACAGACAUGCUGGUGUUCCAGCCCAGACUGCAGUUCGUCCGCGGAGGAGACAUCGUGUGUGAUAAAAAGGACAUGAGAGAAAACUACAUGACGACCGAAAGAUUUAAGAUGGACGUCAUCAGUCUGUUUCCCAUGGAGAUAUUUUACUAUUUCACAGGCGUUAACUCUCUGCUGAGGUUCCCUCGUCUGAUGAAGUACAUGGUUUUCUCUGAGUUCAACGACAGAAUGGAAGCUGUGAUGAAGAAAGCCUACAUCUACAGGGUGAUCCGAACCUCCAUGUACCUGUUGUACUCUCUGCACAUAAACGCCUGUCUCUUCUACUGGGGUUCGGACUACGAGGGAUUAGGAUCCACUAAAUGGGUUUAUAAUGGAAAAGGAAAUGCGUACAUCCGUUGUUACUACUUUGCCGUGAAGACGCUGAUCACCAUCGGAGGUCUGCCCGACCCCACCACCGUGUUUGAGAUCUGCUUCCAACUCAUUAACUACUUUGUGGGCGUCUUUGCUUUUUCUAUCAUGAUCGGUCAAAUGAGAGAUGUGGUGGGAGCAGCCACCGCCGGUGAGAACUAUUACCGGGCCUGUAUGGACAGCACCGUUAAGUACAUGAACUCUUACAACAUCCCCCGAGAGGUUCAGAACCGCAUCAAGACCUGGUACGACUACACCUGGAAGAUCCAGGGUAUGCUGGACGAACAGGAGCUGCUGAUUCAACUUCCUACAAAGAUGAGAAUGGACAUCGCUGUGGACGUCAACUACGCCAUCGUCAGUAAAGUCGCCCUGUUUCAGGGCUGUGACAGACAGAUGGUGUUCGACAUGUUGACGAGGCUCAAGUCCGUCGUUUACCUGCCCGGAGACUUUGUCUGUAAAAAGGGGGAGAUUGGCAGGGAGAUGUACAUCAUUAAACAGGGGGAGGUCCAGGUGGUGGGCGGUCCUGACCUACAGACUGUGUUUGUCACCAUCAGAGCCGGCUCGGUGUUCGGAGAAAUCAGUUUGUUGGCGGGAGGUGGAGGGAACAGACGUACUGCCAACGUAAAAGCCCACGGAUUCGCGAACCUCUUCAUCCUGGACAAGAAGGACCUUGCAGAGAUCCUCGUUCACUACCCAGAGUCCCAGAAGCUGCUCCGCAAGAAGGCGAAGAAGAUGUUAACGAAGGACAAGAAGCCGGAUGAGAAGGAGGGAGGUAAAGAGGCGGUGGAGGUCAUCCCACCACGACCAGACACCCCCGAGAUGUUCAAGGCGGCGCUGAAGGUGGCGGAGCAGGCGGGGAUAGAGGGAACCUUCGUCAAACUGAAGAAGGCCUACAAAGCCUCUGAGAGCACAGCAGAGAAACAUAUAAAUCCCUCUACUCCCUUUUGUCCCUCCCAGGGUGCCUCCUCCAUCUCUCCCCUCCCGCCUCCCUCGCCGAUUCACCGGCGCUCUCCUGUUCCUCACUUCCUGGUUAAGGACGAGGACGACACGGUGGCGGAGACAGCUGACAGCUCUGUCGUCAUCCGGAUGACGCCGCGACAGGAAGGCGAGGAGGUGCUGUCCGUGGAGGUGCUGCCCAAGGAGGGAGGAAAGGAGUGA